GGAAUCUCCACUUCACAAGGAUUAAACUUGAUAUUUUUGCUAAUGGUGCGAAGUUGUUUCCUAGUAUCUAUCGUGGUUUAUUAGAUUAUAGUAACAGGACUUUGGAUUUUGGAUUUUAGACUCUGAACUCUGAACUUUGAACUUAACGUUGAACUCUACCUACUCGCCUGUUCGCCUGCUCGCCUGCUCGCCUACCCUUCUCCUACUCUUCUACCCUUCUACCCUUCUACCCUCCUACCCUCCUACCCUACGACUUCCGUGCUGUAUCAUUCAUUUUAUAUCAUUUGGCACCAGCCGCACUACCCUUUCUCUCAUCUCACCUCGUACCAUACUAUAUACACCUCACACUUAUUAGAAACUAUAAUGUCACACUUAAUUUGAGCAGAAGAAGAAAAGAGAGAGAAGAAGAAAAGGGCAGCCGCACCAAGAUAUACGCAUCAAACCUUCUUUCUUCCUCCAUCCUUCCUUCUCUUGUUCCUCGAGUUCUAGAUCUGCAAGCUUUUAAUAGAACCACACACGCACACAUACAGAUACACAUACACAUACACAUACACAUACACACACACACACACACAGCCAGACCUCUUGAGAUCUAGAAAAUCUUCCCGUUCUAGAUUGCUUGCUUGUGUCCCUUCCAUAUCAUCCAUCCAUCUAUUCCAUCUAUUCCAUCUAUUUCUGUUCUUGUAAGUCGUUAUCCAUAAUCCGAUCAACACCUUACACCCCCGGAGAAACAUCAUCGUUUAUCACCCAUAUCACCUUAUCACCCAUAUCAUCAUUCAAUCUCGUUUCUCCAAAUGAUCCUCCGGGAUUCUCCAAAAAUGACUUCCCGUUAACCGUGUGUGUUGGCCUACAGCUUUUAUUAUACUUUAACACCUUUUAAGGCAUUCUUUUUAUUUUUUCGACCGACACGACGGCCCGUGCAUCUAGAAAAAGGUCAUUUGUACUACUGGGUACCUGGAACCAUCGUCCCUUUUUUAUAUACUCCCGUCUCGAUCUAUAUAGAGGUUAUCCUCGCCCACAUCGUCGUCGACACACCAGGUUACUCAGGGGGAAGGGAACAAUCUCGUGUGAUAUUCCUGUCAUCGGACAGGUUCCCGCGCAAACAUGAUGGAGAAGGGUGGAGAUAUGGCUGGUCCUUCCGCCAACAAUUCCAGCGAUUUUGUCCGAAAAUUAUACAAAAUGCUCGAAGACCCAACAUAUGAAAGUAUAGUACGGUGGGGUGAAGCAGGAGAGAGCUUUGUGGUUCUUGAAAACGAGAAAUUCACCAAACAAAUCCUGCCGAAGCACUUCAAACACAGCAACUUUGCUAGUUUCGUUAGACAGCUGAACAAAUAUGAUUUCCACAAGGUCCGACAGAACAACGAGGAUAACACACAAUCUCCUUAUGGGCAAAAUGCUUGGGAAUUCAAACAUCCCGAAUUUCAAGCGAACAAAAAGGACUCACUAGAUAACAUCAGACGAAAGGCACCAGCUCCGAGAAAGGUUGCUCAGAGUAAUGAAGAAACGUAUCCGGCUCACGCCCAACAGCAAAUGGAUCUUCUUGGUAAUCAACUCGCCGCCACUCAACAACAGUUACAGGGCCUAUCUCGAAGUUACCAGGAUUUAGCACAACUUAACAUAAUGCUACUACAGCAAGUUGUCGAUGCUCAAAAGUUCAUCAAAAACCACGAAGGAGUUAUGCAUGGCCUCGUCGGACAUUUAUUUAGCCAGGACGCGCAACGAAGAAAUGGUCGGGCUCCUGGACUGUCGAAUGGUGCUGGACCCAACAUGCUCGGUCGACCUACGGAAGAUGGCCAUCCGUCAACUCCAUUGCUUCAAGCCCGAAGUCUUCUUGGGCAACUAUCGGCCGAGAAUUUCCCUAGCAAAGAAUUGGAACAAAUGAGUCACGAUUAUCAUUUACGACAAGAUUACUCAACUCCCCCAAAUGAUCCAGGAGGACUGGUUUCUAUGCCUCCGAUUUCAGAGUCAGUGACUGCCCCAUCAGCAGGCUAUUCUAUGGACAAAUCAGAAUUGGAUAAUUUGGUCUAUCCUGUUGGUGCUAUAGUCGGUAUUGAUCCAAUCGAUCAACAGCACGUCAAUAACAUUCCAUACGCGCUCCCCCCUCAAGGAUUGAUGCCAAGGGAUAGUAUGCCCCCUGCCGAGCUGAUGCCCCAACCUCCUCGUGCACCCGGUCCGCGCAAGAAGGGUAUGGUCUCGAUUUGGGGCGAACGGAAGCCUAGGAUUUUGCUGGUUGAGGAUGAUCAGGUGUGCGCACGAAUUGGAACUAAAUUUCUGGAAUCAUUUGAAUGUGGAGUUGAUAUAGCACGCGAUGGCCUUGAGGCAGUAAGCAAAAUCAACCUUGGUGCAGAGAAUCAUUUCGAUCUCAUUUUGAUGGAUAUUAUUAUGCCGCACCUUGAUGGUGUGUCUGCGACUGUUUGCAUACGAGAAAUACGUGCAAAUAUUCCUAUCAUUGCAAUGACGUCAAACAUUCGAACUGAUGACAUUGAAAUGUACUUCCGUUACGGUAUGAAUGAUGUCUUACCCAAACCUUUCACGAAAGAAGGUAUGAUGAAAGCACUUGAGAAACACCUGGCCCAUUUCAGAAAGGAUGCGCCUUCAAUCGGUUUCUCAAGCCCCGGACCGAUGUCACAUCCGGGUGGAUUUGUUACCCCAACUCAAUCGCAGUCUCACCCUCCAUUGGGUUUAAACAUGGGUCAAUUAACUGCCACCCAGUCCAUAGUAGAUGAUACAGCUUCUGGAAAGUCACCGCAAACAGCUACAUCUUGGCAGUCGCCAAUUCAAUUGCCAGGGGGGUCUCCUGUUGUAACCUCGGCCCCAGGUAGCUAUAUGCAGCCUACUAAUGGCAUGAGAGACCCAUCAUAUUCUGUGACCCCAACCCACCCUCAUUCUCAAUCUGGUUUCGCUCCGCCUCUAUCCGGUUUAGGUAACCAGAGACCUCCACAUAGGAGAGGCAUAUCCGAUAUAAGUGGUGCCAGUACCCCGGAUGGCAAUUCUGAUCAAAAACGCCAGAGAAUGUAUGCCCCGCCUGGAAACUACCAGCAAGGCUGAAAUCCCCUCCCCAACUGCCGACAUUUAUUUUCAAGAAGACGAGCCACUUGAUUCCAGAAAUCUUGUUGUUCGAUCAAGCAAGAAUAACCCA
This is a messenger RNA of Botrytis cinerea B05.10, 3139 nucleotides long. RefSeq names its product Bcskn7 (gene Bcskn7). Gene Ontology annotation, molecular function: DNA-binding transcription factor activity; sequence-specific DNA binding; phosphorelay response regulator activity. Bases 1105 to 3048 code for a protein of 647 amino acids. NCBI's taxonomy places the organism in Eukaryota, Fungi, Ascomycota, Leotiomycetes, Helotiales, Sclerotiniaceae. Gene Ontology annotation, biological process: phosphorelay signal transduction system; regulation of DNA-templated transcription. The transcript has 7 exons. The record is from RefSeq and is a predicted model, not a curated record.